This is a messenger RNA of Colletotrichum orchidophilum, 1254 nucleotides long. Its product is annotated as FAD dependent oxidoreductase. Gene Ontology annotation, molecular function: sarcosine oxidase activity; saccharopine oxidase activity; flavin adenine dinucleotide binding. Bases 1 to 1254 code for a protein of 417 amino acids. The transcript has a single exon. The record is from RefSeq and is a predicted model, not a curated record. Lineage: Eukaryota; Fungi; Ascomycota; Sordariomycetes; Glomerellales; Glomerellaceae.
AUGCCGGAUCUGCAAGACCCGAUAUUGAUCGUUGGCGCCGGCACCUUUGGGCUGUCAGCGGCCUACCACUUCACCCGGGCCGGAUACAGAUCCAUCACGAUACUUGAAAAGGGAACAUCGGUUCCCUCGUCCCUUUCGGCAGGCAAUGACGUCAACAAGAUUGUCCGCGCUGAAUAUGAAGACCCCUUCUACACCGAGCUGGCAUUGCAAGCCAUGUCGGAAUGGACCGACAACAAACUUUUUGCGCCGCACUACCACCAGACCGGUUACCUCUUAGCCAACUCAGCAGCGGCGCCAGAAAAGACGAAAAAGACCCUGACCAAGUCUCUCGAGAGCAUCCGGGUGCACCCGGCCUGGAUUGGCAAGAUCGACCCGAUCAAGACCAGGGAGGAUAUCAUCAAAGCUGCGCCGGCGCUGGACGGACCCAUGGAAGGGUGGGAAGGGUAUUUCAACCACUUCGCCGGUUAUGCGCACGCUGAAAAUGCUCUUAAAGCGCUUUAUGACUAUGUGAAAGCUCAGGGGGUCGAAAUUCACACCGGAGAGGAAGUUGCGAGUCUUGUAUACGAAGGUGAUAGGUGUCGAGGUGCGCGCACAACAUCUGGGAAACAGUUCACGGCCACUACGACGAUUCUGACGCUCGGGGCCUCGCUCGGAAACGUCCUUCCGUCCAUCGGACGACAGGUCACAGCAAAGGCAUGGAGUGUCCUACACAUACAGCUGCAGCCGGAGGAAGCGGCGCGCUUGAAGGGCAUACCAGUUACGUACGCCCGGGACCUGGGAUUCUUCUUCGAACCAGAACCCGGCACAGGGAUACUCAAAUUGUCCCCCAGCGGUGGAGGCUACACCAACUACUCAAAGACAACGGGCUUAUCCAUACCGCCAGAGCAGAAUGACUUCGUGCCCGAGACCGAUGUGCGUCGGAUCCGGAAACUUCUCCAGGAAACGCUUCCGGGCCUGGCUGAUCGGCCUUUUGUCGACCAGCACAUUUGUUGGUGUGCCGACACGGCGGACUCGGAUUAUGUCAUUGAUGCUGUGCCUGGGAAGCAGGGCCUGUACCUAGCGACGGGUGAUUCGGGUCACGGUUUCAAAAUGCUUCCUGUGGCUGGAGCAUGGAUCAAGGACCUGGUGGAAAAGGGGGAACAGGAUACCGUUCGGUGGAAGUGGAAGGAAGGGAGCGAUGCUGGUCAGAAUGUCAGUUGGCGAGCCGGGGAGGUGGUGGAUUUGAAAGACAUCCAAUGCGGGUCAACGCAGUAA